This is a messenger RNA of Vombatus ursinus (common wombat), 3288 nucleotides long. It is a transcript of the gene VPS35, whose product is annotated as VPS35, retromer complex component. Gene Ontology annotation, cellular component: retromer complex; retromer, cargo-selective complex; late endosome. The transcript is spliced from 17 exons. Lineage: Eukaryota; Metazoa; Chordata; Mammalia; Diprotodontia; Vombatidae. The coding region runs from base 87 to 2477 and encodes 796 amino acids. Gene Ontology annotation, biological process: retrograde transport, endosome to Golgi; intracellular protein transport. The record is from RefSeq and is a predicted model, not a curated record.
GCCGCAGAGUCACAUGACGGUGCGGGGCUCGACGCGGGGCUCGACGCGGGGCUGGUGCUGUUUGCUGCAGGCUCCGGGCAGUCGCCAUGCCUACAACACAGCAGUCACCGCAGGAUGAGCAGGAAAAGCUCCUCGAUGAAGCUAUUCAGGCUGUGAAGGUUCAGUCAUUCCAGAUGAAACGAUGCCUGGAUAAAAACAAGCUUAUGGAUGCUCUGAAACAUGCCUCUAACAUGCUUGGUGAACUUCGAACAUCUAUGUUAUCACCAAAGAGCUACUAUGAACUUUAUAUGGCUAUUUCUGAUGAAUUGCACUAUUUGGAGGUCUACUUGACAGAUGAAUUUGCCAAAGGAAGGAAAGUGGCAGAUCUCUAUGAACUUGUACAGUACGCUGGAAAUAUUAUCCCAAGACUCUAUCUACUUAUUACAGUGGGAGUUGUUUAUGUCAAGUCAUUUCCUCAGUCCAGAAAAGAUAUUUUGAAAGAUUUGGUAGAGAUGUGCCGUGGUGUACAGCAUCCCUUAAGAGGUCUCUUUCUUCGAAAUUACCUCCUUCAGUGUACCAGAAACAUUUUGCCUGAUGAAGGAGAGCCAACAGAUGAAGAAACAACUGGAGACAUCAGUGAUUCUAUGGAUUUUGUACUACUAAACUUUGCAGAAAUGAAUAAGCUUUGGGUGCGGAUGCAGCAUCAAGGACAUAGCCGGGAUAGAGAGAAACGAGAACGGGAAAGACAAGAACUGAGAAUUCUAGUGGGAACAAAUUUGGUCCGCCUCAGUCAGUUGGAAGGUGUAAAUGUGGAGCGAUACAAACAGAUUGUUUUGACUGGUAUCUUGGAACAAGUUGUGAAUUGCAGGGAUGCCUUGGCUCAAGAGUAUCUUAUGGAGUGUAUCAUUCAGGUCUUCCCUGAUGAAUUUCAUCUACAGACCUUGAACCCUUUUCUUCGAGCCUGUGCUGAGUUACACCAAAAUGUAAAUGUGAAAAACAUAAUCAUUGCUUUAAUUGAUAGAUUAGCUUUAUUUGCUCACCGUGAAGAUGGACCUGGAAUCCCAGCAGAUAUUAAACUUUUUGACAUAUUUUCACAGCAAGUGGCUACAGUAAUACAGUCCAGGCAAGACAUGCCUUCAGAAGAUGUGGUGUCUUUACAAGUGUCUCUCAUUAACCUUGCCAUGAAGUGCUACCCAGAUCGUGUGGAUUAUGUUGAUAAAGUGUUAGAAACAACGGUGGAAAUAUUUAAUAAGCUAAAUCUAGAACAUAUUGCUACCAGCAGUGCAGUUUCAAAGGAGCUUACAAGGCUGCUGAAGAUACCUGUUGACACCUAUAACAACAUUUUAACAGUUUUGAAGUUAAAGCAUUUUCAUCCCCUCUUUGAGUAUUUUGACUACGAGUCCAGAAAGAGUAUGAGUUGUUAUGUGCUUAGUAAUGUCCUGGAUUAUAACACCGAAAUUGUCUCACAGGACCAGGUGGAUGCAAUCAUGAAUCUAGUAUCAACGUUGAUUCAAGACCAACCAGAUCAACCUGUGGAAGACCCGGACCCUGAAGACUUUGCUGAUGAGCAGAGCCUUGUGGGAAGAUUCAUUCAUCUUCUGCGGUCAGAUGACCCUGAUCAGCAAUUCUUGAUUUUAAACACAGCACGGAAACAUUUUGGAGCUGGUGGGAACCAACGCAUUCGAUUUACACUCCCUCCCUUGGUAUUUGCAGCAUAUCAACUGGCUUUUCGCUACAAAGAAAAUUCCAGAGUGGAUGAUAAGUGGGAGAAGAAGUGCCAGAAGAUUUUUUCAUUUGCACAUCAGACUAUCAGUGCUUUAAUCAAAGCAGAAUUGGCAGAGCUGCCUCUACGGCUUUUCCUUCAGGGAGCUCUAGCUGCUGGAGAAAUUGGUUUUGAAAACCACGAGACAGUGGCAUAUGAAUUUAUGUCCCAGGCAUUUUCUCUGUAUGAAGAUGAAAUCAGUGAUUCUAAAGCCCAGCUGGCUGCCAUCACCUUGAUCAUUGGGACAUUUGAGAGGAUGAAGUGCUUCAGUGAGGAGAACCAUGAACCCUUAAGGACUCAGUGCGCCUUGGCAGCUUCCAAACUGCUCAAGAAGCCGGACCAGGGCCGGGCUGUGAGCACAUGUGCCCAUCUCUUCUGGUCUGGCAGAAACACAGACAGGAAUGGAGAAGAGCUUCAUGGGGGCAAGAGAGUAAUGGAAUGCUUGAAGAAGGCUCUGAAGAUAGCAAAUCAGUGCAUGGAUCCCUCGUUGCAAGUUCAGCUUUUUAUAGAAAUUCUGAACAGAUACAUCUAUUUUUAUGAAAAGGAAAAUGAUGCGGUGACAAUUCAAGUUUUGAAUCAACUUAUCCAAAAGAUAAGAGAAGACCUUCCAAAUCUUGAGUCCAGUGAAGAAACAGAACAGAUUAACAAACAUUUUCACAACACCUUGGAGCAUUUGCGCUUGAGGAGGGAAUCACCAGAGUCUGAGGGGCCAAUUUAUGAAGGUCUUGUACUUUAAAGAGAAGAAACACAGAAACACUGUACUUCUUUCCAUUCACAUACAGUAUGUUUUUUUAUUAUGCUAGAUUAUUCCCCCACCCCCACCCCCAUAGAUUGUGCCUUUCAGAAAUGCCAAGUUAGGUUAUCUUUCUCUUAUCUGUGAUAUAUUUUAUUCAGCACCUGCAGACACUCACCUUCAGGACCUUAACAAAUUAAUUCGCUUCACAGGUAUUCAAGUUGGGACAUCACAUGUCUGUCUGAUCACCAGAAGCAGCAUGAUUGAAUUUUUUUUUUUUAAAUUCCUCUGAUCUUCAAGUCUCUUCUUCCAGCUACUAAUCUUUUCUUUCUAUUUUUCUUCACUGUUGUUGCUUCUGUAAUUUUAUUCAGUCCUAGGAAGUACUAACCAGGAAGUGGCUAGCGCUGUCUGUCUUUGUAUUCUAUAGUCCAUCUUGAUUUUUACAAGAGAUUUGAUUUGGGGGUGGGAGGGAUAUUGUAUGUUGAAUUCAGCUUGAGCUUUUCUUUAAAUGCAAGAUAAGGCUGUGUGUAAUAUUUCCCCUAAAACUAGAGUAGUUAAUGCAUGUUUGAGAGUUUAAAAGCUCCAUAGUUAAAACCAGAAGUUUAUAUUUUGCAUUUUUGGACAUCCACUAGGGGCCUAUAUUCGUCACUGGGCAUAUUUAUCAAGGAAAUUUUGUUCAAAUCGUAUAAAAAUAGAGAAAUUGUGAUCUAUAUAGUUUAUGUAUAACCAUUAUUGUAAAUUUAGGGGAAAAUGCAUUACACAAAUAUCAUGAUUUUGCACCAGUGAAACAAUAAAAUUGCUUUAACAGUUUAAA